This is a messenger RNA of Puccinia graminis f. sp. tritici CRL 75-36-700-3, 482 nucleotides long. RefSeq lists its product as uncharacterized. The transcript is spliced from 3 exons. The coding region runs from base 1 to 480 and encodes 159 amino acids. Gene Ontology annotation, biological process: response to hydrogen peroxide; response to heat; response to salt stress. Lineage: Eukaryota; Fungi; Basidiomycota; Pucciniomycetes; Pucciniales; Pucciniaceae. The record is from RefSeq and is a predicted model, not a curated record.
AUGUCUUACUCACUCGUCUUUCCCAAUCAACCGGAAGAUUUCGAAUCCCUCCUUGACAAAAUGAUGACCGAACGCUACGGUGCUCCUCCGAACGGCUCAUCACAACAAAGCCGCAAGCGUCAUCUCUCAACAUCCGGCACAAGUCCGGUGAGCAAAACCGUGCGUCCUAAAAUGGAUGUUAUCGAAAAAGAGGAUGCCUUCAUCAUCUCAGCUGAACUGCCUGGUGCCCGCAAAGAGGAUAUUUCGUUAGACCUUCACAACGGCCGAUUAUCUAUCUCUGGGAAAACCAAGUCUUCUUCCAAUCAUUCCAGUGGCAGUGUUCGAGUAUCUGAGCGCACAUUUGGAAACUUCACUCGAACCAUCGCUGUGCCUACCUCGGUCAGCCACGAACAAAUAAAAGCAUCCUUCAAAGAUGGCGUUCUUGAAGUAACUGUCCCCAAAGUCAAGAACAGUCAAGCAAAGAGCAUCUCAAUCAAUUAGAA